Drosophila willistoni is the source of this 1034-nucleotide messenger RNA. RefSeq names its product larval/pupal cuticle protein H1C. The transcript has a single exon. The record is from RefSeq and is a predicted model, not a curated record. Bases 502 to 1011 code for a protein of 169 amino acids. Lineage: Eukaryota; Metazoa; Arthropoda; Insecta; Diptera; Drosophilidae.
CAUUGUCGUCAUUUUAAUCAUUAUCAUCGUCGCAGCAGCAACCCAAUCAUCCAUUGAAAGUGGAGCAAGUGCGGCGACCUGCUCAGUUCAGCUUAUGUAAUAUACCAUACCAAUAAUGUAUGUAUGUCUAGGCAUAAAUAUGGACACUUACAAGUAGGUCAGCCACGCCCUCGCCCUAGCCCUCUAAUAGACAGUCAGACAGACAGGUAAGCCACUUGCUGUCACGUUGAAUUUCAGAGCAAUUGUAAAAUUGAUUUGCCACGAUCAAAGAGAUAGAGAAAUGGAUAACUGAAAGUCACGCAAAAGCCAAUCGCAUUAAGCGAAACGGGUUUAUUUCGACUAGAUUGCGGGCGGCUGGCUGCGUCGGCGUUAGAUUCGACCCUACUUAUAAUAGAUCUGGCCAAAUCUAAAUGAAUAUAUAUAUAUAUGUGCCUUAGCAGCAGACUCAAAUAGCAACAGUUGUCGCAUUACCCUCAAAGUCUCAACUUCAAUUUAAAUAACAUGGCUAACCAAAUCCUUGGAAUCGCUGCUUCAAUCCUUGUUCUGUUGUUGGUACCAACCGCCUGGGCUGGUAUUAUUGCCCAACCGGGAUCUGGCAUUAGUUAUCUGAGUGACGAACACGCUGUGGCCCACACCCACCAGGAUGUGAUUAGAAAUUUCGAUGGUACUGUCUCCCACUAUGCCAAAUCGGUGGCCACACCCUACUCUCAAGUUCAUAAACAGGACACAAGAAUUAGCAAUAAUGUGUAUCAGCCGGCCAUUGCCAAGACUUUGACCUAUGCAGCCCCAGCUCCAGCUCCAGCCCAUGUUGCGGUCCAUCAUCAACCCACUCUCUUCACUCAGGCCGCAGCACCAGUAAGCCACAAUCCAGCAGCAGCAGUCUAUCAGCAGCAGUAUGGCCAUAAUCCAUCACCUAUUGUUAGCCAUCAGCCAGCUAUUGUUCAUUAUUCGCCAGCGGAGGCUGUUUCUCAUAUGACUUUCGAUGGCUUUGGCACACAUUGGGGCUACUAAGCGGCAUAGUUAUUAAUUUCUAC